AAGUCUGAGCAUGCGCCGCUAGAUAGGAUCUUUGGGGCAGAGAGAUCGAGCGCGCAGGCGCGGGUAAGAUGGCGGACGACAAGGACACACUCGGUAAGCUGAAGGACCUCGCACACCUGAAGGGGCAACUAGAGAGCAUCCAGAGGAAGGUGGAGGAGGAAGUGCAAAUGGGAUUGCCCAAUGGUGGCUCCUUGCUGGCCUCGCCGUUCCUGAAGGGCUUCCUCGCGGGCUACGUGGUGGCCAAACUGCGGUCAUCAGCCGUGCUCGGCGUGCUAGUGGGCACUGCCACUGGCAUCUACGCCGCCCAGAACUACAACGUUCCCAACGUAGAAAACACCAUCAAAGACUAUCUCAGCUCUCUGAAGAAAGGGCCCAAAUAAGGAUCGCCUGCCACACGCUA
Messenger RNA from Leucoraja erinaceus (little skate), 400 nucleotides. RefSeq names its product SLC35A4 upstream open reading frame protein. NCBI's taxonomy places the organism in Eukaryota, Metazoa, Chordata, Chondrichthyes, Rajiformes, Rajidae. The transcript is spliced from 3 exons. The record is from RefSeq and is a predicted model, not a curated record. The coding region runs from base 69 to 380 and encodes 103 amino acids.